Parathielavia appendiculata is the source of this 1542-nucleotide messenger RNA. Its product is annotated as Ydc2-catalyt-domain-containing protein. Bases 462 to 1481 code for a protein of 339 amino acids. NCBI's taxonomy places the organism in Eukaryota, Fungi, Ascomycota, Sordariomycetes, Sordariales, Chaetomiaceae. Gene Ontology annotation, molecular function: DNA endonuclease activity; Y-form DNA binding; crossed form four-way junction DNA binding. The transcript has a single exon. The record is from RefSeq and is a predicted model, not a curated record. Gene Ontology annotation, cellular component: mitochondrion.
UGCCUUGCGAGUCUUGGGCGAUUUCCUACUGCGUCCGAACCUUUGGUGCGCCAAGCCCCGGCCCGGGCCCGCCGGCUUAGCCCUACAUCGGGGCUUAUCCCGGCUUGUAAACUCGACCCUAACUGCAACCGGCCCUUGGAGUGCAACUGUGUUUCUGAGUGAGUUGUGCCGUUUUUUAGAACUGAUGUAGUGCAUUGAGGUCCCUUGGACCAAAGGGACGAUGGUGUUGGCUGCAAGAGUUUGGGUGGCUCAUGUGGCUAGUGAGUGGGGCCUAUACCGAAAGUGUUUGGUCUCAAUGUCUGGUCUUUGCAACCUCCGUCACGGAGCCUCCCGAGGUCGGGUCCAUUGUUUACAGAAGUUAUUAAAUCUGUCCAUGAGGUUCAGCAGUUCGGCGCCGUCACCUCUUGUGUCUCACUUAUCCAUCCAGGAGCAUCCGCCCAUGCACCCCCUAACAUUCCAUCAUGACCACCACCUCCCUCCUCAAAGAAACUGCAUUAACCCUAUUGACCCUCCGUAGCGUCUGCGCAUCCAUCGGCAUCUCCAAAACCGGCACGAAACCAGUCCUAGUCCAGCGCAUUCGUCAUGCGGCAAGGAACUAUCAGCCACUUCCGCCAGAAGCCCGCAUCCUCAGCAUCGACAUGGGCAUCAGGAACUUCGCCUUCAGCCUCCUCACUCCGGUCGCCCCUGAUCCCUCUCAGGAACAGUUCAAGACCACCCCCUUAACCACGCCAGUCCGUCUUCACGUCUGGAAAUGCCUGGAUUUGACUCUCCCUGCUCUAAGUCACAACACCAUCACCUCCACCAAAACAUGCACUUUGAAAGACCUCGACCCAGCAGACUUCUCCCCCGCCGCAAUGUCCCGGCAUGCCGUCGACCUCGUCCAGUCCCACCUCCUCCCGCUGCGCCCAACUCACGUGCUGAUCGAGCGCCAGCGUUUUCGCAGCGGCGGCCAGGCGGCCGUCUUUGAAUGGACCCUGCGGGUAAAUUCGCUCGAGGCCAUGCUGCACGCCUUGUUCGCGUCGCUCUACGGGAAGACGCUGGACGGUGCCGACGGCACAGAGGGCGGGCGCUUUGAGGGGAGGGUCGAAUCGGUGCUGCCGGGCGGGGUGGUGAAUUACUUGUACACUGAUCUUGCAGGAAAGGUGGAUGGGCAACGAAUAAAGAAGGUGAAGACGGAUACUGUGGGACGGCUUCUGAGGGAUGAAGGGAUGGUGAUGCCGGAGCCCGGGCAGGCGGAGAAGAUGGCGAGGUUGUAUGUGGGUCAGUGGGAGAGGGCGGGAAGGAAACAAGGGAGGGCAGAAAAGGGUGUACGUGGGAGUGGAAAGGGCUUGGCACGUGAGGUUAGAAAUAAGUUGGAUGACUUGGCCGAUGCCGUGCUGCAGGGCAUGGUGUGGCUGCAGUGGCAAAGGAACCUGGAGGCGUUGAUCAAGGAGCGCCCGGAACUGCUCGAGCAUGUGGAGGGGAGUGAGCUCGCGGAAUGAUACCCAAUCAAGGAAUGAUACAUAUAGCAACGAUGUGAGAAGCUCGAAGAAGAUGUGUCUU